AAGGAAUGGGUUUCCUGACAGGCUAAAUUUCGGGCGACAAAAACAUCCGAUGCUUAUAAAUAGGCGUUGCUUCAAUCUCGUGAUACGGCGAAAUAAGAAGUGGUGGUCUGCUAGCGUUUGCUCUUCGGGCGGUGAGUGAAGCUAUUCAAAGGGUCACACAAAAAGAAAGAAACAUGGAUGUCCGGACUGGUUUCAUCGCUUUGCUGUGCUUGAUAGGAUUCACCUGUGCGGUGCCAGUGAAAUACAUAGACUGCGGGUCCUCCUCUGGAAAAGUGGCCAUGGUGGACAUUACCCCUUGUGCCAGUCAGCCAUGCCAACUACACAAAGGACAGUCCUACAGUGUCAAUGUGACAUUCAACAGCGGCGUGGAAAGCCAGACAAGCAAAGCAGUGGUUCACGGUAUUAUUGCUGGAGUUCCCGUCCCCUUCCCCAUUCCUAUGGAAGACGGCUGCAAAUCUGGAAUCCAGUGUCCAAUCCAGAAGCAGCAGAGCUAUCACUAUCUGAACUCGCUGCCUGUGAAGUCUCAGUAUCCUGCAAUAAAACUGGUUGUGGAGUGGGAACUGAGAGACGACAACAACAAAGACUUGUUCUGCAUCAGGUUUCCAGUUCAGAUUGUGAGCUAAACUAGCAAGCAAGUCCUCAGACAGAUUUUUUUGUGUCUUUUUCAUGUUAUUUGUUUUCUUUUUUUAAAAGGGAUUCAGCUUGGAGUAAAAACCUAAAAGAAUGUUAACGAUUCUAGUUAAGAUCAUUUUAUUCAUUCAUCAAAUUGAUUUUUAAGGUGUAUGUCUUUCACUAGUUUGCAAGACUUUGCCGUGCACACACACACAUCUUAAAUGUGGAUGUGAAAUAAUACAGUUAAUGGAUGUGUGAAUUACCCUGGUUUAAAUACAUUCCACUACAAUGCAAAUGUCUUGGCUUACUGGCUGCUGUGUAGUCAGAAAAGGUACACACUGUACUUCUUCAUUACUAAAACUUUUGUAAUAUUUAAUACUGACCUCAUGUUGCCAUAUAAAAAGUUAAUUCUAAUAAAGAAAUCUAAUGUGUA
Messenger RNA from Toxotes jaculatrix (banded archerfish), 1045 nucleotides. Its product is annotated as NPC intracellular cholesterol transporter 2-like. Gene Ontology annotation, biological process: cholesterol efflux; intracellular cholesterol transport. Bases 174 to 623 code for a protein of 149 amino acids. The record is from RefSeq and is a predicted model, not a curated record. Gene Ontology annotation, molecular function: cholesterol binding. NCBI's taxonomy places the organism in Eukaryota, Metazoa, Chordata, Actinopteri, Toxotidae. The transcript has 5 exons.